AUGAGUCACAAUUCUAGUGGUAGUGAUCCAAAACGUCAGCAAAAGUUAAGCAAGAGGAGCAGCAGCAGUGGUGGUGGUCGCAAGGCAAGUGCCAGUCCGAGUGUCACUGGAACACCACCGAUCAACCCGUCUACCCAAAACAUGAAGCGCAACAUUGGCAAAAGCAAGAGCAGCGGUCACCUGAAGCACUCGCCCUCGCUGGGCAAGGCGGGCAACCACAAGUCCCGCAGUAAUUCGGCGGGGAAAAAGUCCUCCUCGUUGACUCGUCCCUCGAAGGGCUCUUCGGCCAGGCCGUCUUCUGCCUCCAGUUUAUCAUCGUCAAAGAAGGGUGUUCAUUCGAGCAGCAGCAGCAGCAGUCUGGGCCCAGUGCAGAUCAGCAACUUCUCCAAGCUGCACCUGAUACAGAAGAGCGUCGCCAAGAGUCGCAUUGUGCCGAAGGCUAGCGCGGGUGGCAAAGAAACAAUCUCCCGUCGCAGUCGUGCGCGAAACAAUCCGUCCUUGAUGAAGCACAACGACAAUCUGCCAGUGGAGGCUUCUGCGGCGCACACUAACCCUCAGAAGGAGUCCCCAACUGCCCGCAUCUCACCGCUGUCUGCUGAUGAAGUUAAGAGUGCCCUUGAUCCAAAGAACAUCUACAACGAUGACGUCCGUCUGGAGUUUGAUGAGAAGGUGAUGCACGUUCUGAAGGGAACGCCCUGCGACCCUGAGCGAUUUCUCCAUUCGGCUCGGAGUGGCUUCAAAUCCUAUCUAGACCGAACGGUGGAUCCGUCUAAGCUGAUGACCUACAUGAUCGACUAUAGCAAAAAGUACUUUGAUCUGAGCGAGAAUGCUGACGCCUACAGCUCUCAUCGCCAAGAACUGGACAACCUGCUCUGGGACAAUCUGGCCUUUAUCAUACCAAUGCUCUGCCGACAGGUGAUCGAUGUCUUGGAGAGAGAGGAAAUGAUUGUAAUGAAUGUGAAGCCAGACGUGGUGGUCUUCGGCGACAUUCACGGCAACUUUAGCGACAUUCACUACAUCUACCAGAACUUCAUCAUAAACCCGCAGUACGCUCAGACUAAUUUCAUCUUUCUCGGCGACUACGUCGAUCGCGGACCGAAGCCAGUGGAGAUUCUGUGCUUUCUCUUUGCCCUCAAGCUGACCAACCCAAAUCGCAUCUUUCUUCUGAGGGGCAAUCAUGGUGAGUCGUACGAGCAAUGA
Messenger RNA from Rhagoletis zephyria (snowberry fruit fly), 1200 nucleotides. NCBI's taxonomy places the organism in Eukaryota, Metazoa, Arthropoda, Insecta, Diptera, Tephritidae. The record is from RefSeq and is a predicted model, not a curated record.